This is a messenger RNA of Hordeum vulgare subsp. vulgare (domesticated barley), 4486 nucleotides long. RefSeq names its product putative aldehyde oxidase-like protein. The record is from RefSeq and is a predicted model, not a curated record. Gene Ontology annotation, molecular function: 2 iron, 2 sulfur cluster binding; FAD binding; oxidoreductase activity. NCBI's taxonomy places the organism in Eukaryota, Viridiplantae, Streptophyta, Magnoliopsida, Poales, Poaceae. Bases 215 to 4252 code for a protein of 1345 amino acids. The transcript is spliced from 10 exons.
AGCAUUCAAAGAUCACGCACGCAGCUGCCGUCGGUCCAUUCAACUCCCACGUAGCAGCUCGCCGUGCACGCCGUCCUAGCUCGCCAGCCGGCUCAUACACACACAUCAACCAUUUCUAGCAAGCAGAAGCGGAGUAGCAGCUCGCCCACCGCACGCAGCCCACUGAUCGGUGACGACUGGCGCGCGACCGGCGAGCGAUCAGGGAGAUCGAUCGAUGAGGCUGGAGAGGGUGGUGUUCGCGCUGAACGGGCGGCGGUACGAGGUGGCCGGCGCCGACGUCCACCCCGGGACCACGCUGCUCGAGUUCAUCCGGACCCGGACGCCCUUCACCGGCACCAAGCUCGGCUGCGGCGAAGGUGGAUGCGGAGCUUGUGUGGUCCUUAUAGCAACUUAUGAUCCAACAAAAGAUGAGGUGACCGAAUUCUCCGCCAGCUCAUGCCUGACCCUGCUCUACAACAUAAAUCUCUGCUCCGUCAUCACCACCGAAGGCCUGGGAAAUAGGCGAGAUGGCUUCCAUUCUGUUCAUAAAAGAAUGUCCGGGUUCCAUGCUUCUCAGUGUGGCUUCUGCACCCCUGGCAUGUGCAUGUCUAUUUUCACUUCUCUUGCCAAUGCUGACAAAUCCGAGAAGCCAGAACCACGAAAGGGGUUCUCAAAGUUGACGGUAUCUGAAGCAGAAAGGGCUUUCUCAGGCAACAUGUGUAGAUGUACCGGCUACCGACCGAUUGUCGAUGCGUGCAAAAGUUUUGCUUCAGAUGUUGACCUGGAGGAUUUGGGCCUCAAUAUAUUCUGGAGGAAAGGUGAUAAGGACGCGGACGUUAGCAAGUUGCCAGCUUACACUCUUGGCGGUGGAGUCUGCACUUUCCCCGACUUCGUGAAAUCUGAGAUAAAAUCAUCGCUCCGUCAUCUAACUGAUGUUUCGGAUGUCACGGUCUCCGGGGUGGGUUGGUAUCAUCCUAAAAGCAUCGGGCAGUAUUAUGACUUAUUGAACUCUGGCAUUUUUAGUGACUGCACAGUUAAAGUGGUUGUCGGGAACACAAGUUCUGGUAUAAAGGGAUACAAGGAUCAGGAUCUAUAUAACAAGUAUAUUGACAUCGGUGACAUUCCUGAACUUUCAGCUAUUUGCAAGAAAGACAGUGGCAUUGACAUCGGAGCAGCUACACCAAUUUCCAAAACCAUUGAGAUACUCGAGCAAGAAGCCGGGUCUAAAUCAUGUCCAAGUGGAAGUGUGGUUUUCAGAAAACUGGCCGAGCAUAUGAGCAAGGUGGCCACACCGUUUGUCCGUAAUACAGCAAGCAUUGGCGGGAACAUAAUUCUAGCACAGAAAUACCCGUUUCCCUCGGACAUUGCGACUAUACUUCUUGGUGCUUCUUCAACUGUUCGUCUUCAGAUUUAUUCAGAAAUACUAGAGGUUAGUUUUGAAGAGUUUCUGGAGCAGCCUCCUCUUGAUCCCAGUACAUUGCUCCUGAGCAUAUUUAUUCCUUAUUGGGCUUCAAAUUCUCACAAAGAAAGUAAGGUGAUCUUCGAAACUUACCGAGCGGCACCGCGCCCUCUUGGCAAUGCUGUUUCAUAUAUUAACUCUGCUAUGCUGGGCCAUGUCUCCCUGAAUGAAUCAUCUGGUGAUCUUGUGCUUAGUAACCUACACAUGGCGUUUGGUGCCUAUGGGACCGAACAUGCUAUUAGAGCAACAAAAGUUGAACAACACCUGGACGGAAAAGUGCUCACUCCAUCUGUUGUGCUCGAAGCAGUUCGCUUACUUAGAGAAACAAUUGUACCAAUGGAAGGAACAUCACAUCCUGAAUACAGAGUCAGUGUGGCUGUUGGAUUUCUCUUCAGUUUCCUGUCUCCAUUUGCUAAAGGAAUCAAAGGGCCUGGAAAAACUCUGAGCAUUGGUUCUGCUAGUUCUUUGUCUUCACGGCGAGAAACAGUUUCCAGUGAGGAAUAUAAACCAGUUGGUGAUCCCAUUAAAAAAUAUGCAGUUGAGCUUCAAGCUUCUGGGGAGGCGGUAUAUGUAGAUGAUAUUCCUGCUCCAAAAAAUUGCCUUUAUGGAGAAUUUAUUUACAGCACACAACCUCUUGCAUAUGUCAAUAAUAUAAAGUUCAAACCUUCAUUAGCAUCAGAGAAGAUCCUCGCCGUUGUUUCUGCAAAAGAUAUCCCAAGUGGAGGGCAAAAUGUUGGAGCAAGCUUGAUGUUUGGGGAUGAACCACUUUUUGGUGCUCCAGUUGCUGAGUACGCUGGACAAGCUCUUGGUGUCGUGAUUGCAGAAACUCAGAGAUACGCCAACUUGGCAGGAAAACAGGUUGUUGUUGAAUAUGACACAAAAGAUUUGAAGCCACCAAUCUUAACUGUAGAACAAGCAGUACAAAACAACAGCUACUUUGAAGUUCCUCCUGAGAUGUAUCCAAAACAAGUUGGUGAUUUUUGCAAGGGCAUGGCAGAAGCUGAUCACAAGGUCCUCUCAACAGAAGUGAAACUUGCCUCUCAAUACUACUUCUACAUGGAAACACAAACGACUCUAGCAAUUCCAGAUGAAGAUAACACGAUGGUCGUCUACAUUUCAUCACAAUACCCUGAGGUUGCACAGAGUUCAAUAGCCAAGUGCCUCGGCAUUCCGUUCAGCAGCGUGCGUGUCAUUACAAGAAGGGUUGGAGGAGGCUUUGGUGGGAAGGCAUUCAGAUCAUGCAAUGUAGCAACGGCAGCUGCACUCUGUGCAUUCAAGUUACGUCGUCCCGUGCGGAUGUACCUCAACCGCAGUACUGACAUGAUCAUGAUUGGGGGUCGGCACCCCAUAAAAGCAUUAUACUCUGUUGGUUUCAAAUCUGAUGGGAGAAUCACAGCCUUGCACCUGGACAUACUAAUCAACGCUGGAAUUUCUCCAGAUGCUAGCCCCAUAAUUCCAGGCACCUUCAUUUCAGGUCUGAAGAAAUACAACUGGGGUGCUCUCUCUUUCGACAUCAAACUCUGUAAAACAAACAACACAUCCAAGUCAGUAAUGCGUGCCCCUGGAGACGCGCAGGGAUCUUUUAUCGCUGAAGCUAUCAUCGAGCAUGUCGCUUCGGUGCUGUCACUCGAUGCUAAUAGUGUCAGGCAGAAGAAUUUCCACACCUAUGACAGUCUUGUACUGUUUUAUCCAGAAAGCACAGGCGAAGCUUCUACGUACACAUUGCCUUCUAUCUUCGAUAGGUUGCUCACGACAUCGAGCUACCUGCAUCGAGCCGAAUUCAUCAGGCAGUUCAACAGCUGCAAUAAGUGGCAGAAGCGGGGUAUCUCUUGCAUGCCCCUCGUCUUCAAGGUGGCACCACGGGCAGCUCCUGGAAGAGUUUCCGUGCUCAACGAUGGUUCCAUUGUGGUUGAGGUUGGAGGCAUUGAGAUUGGACAAGGGCUGUGGACCAAAGUACAACAAAUGACAGCUUUCGCUUUGGGACAGUUGUGGCCUGAUGGAUGUGAAUGUCUUCUUGAUAGAGUGUGUGUUCUUCAGGCUGAUACGCUGAACUUGAUCCAAGGUGGGCUCACCGCCGGCAGCACUUCGUCUGAAUCUAGCUGUGCAGCAACCCUUGAGGCCUGCAACAUGCUGGUUGACAGAUUAAAGCCAGUCAUGGAGAAGCUCAAACAGCAAUCCGGUGGUGGUGUUUCAUGGGACUCUUUGAUUUCUCAGGCAUAUAAGGAUAAUGUAAAUUUGUCCUCAAGUGCAUACUGGGUACCUGGCCAAGAAUCCAGUACCUAUCUGAACUAUGGAGCCGGUAUAAGUGAGGUAGAGAUUGAUCUUCUUACAGGAGCAAUUACUUUACUGCGAAGUGAUCUUGUUUAUGACUGUGGGAAGAGUUUGAACCCUGCAGUGGACUUGGGCCAGAUUGAAGGCUCCUUCAUACAAGGAAUUGGUUUCUUCAUAAAUGAAGAACAUGAAACAAAUGCUGAUGGACUGGUCGUGAGCGACAGCACAUGGGUCUACAAGAUCCCGAGUGUCGACACCAUCCCAAAGAAAUUCAAUGCUGAGGUGCUCAACACUGGGUACCAUAAGAAUCGCGUGCUUUCGUCGAAAGCCUCUGGGGAACCUGCCGUGGUUCUCGCAGCAUCCGUCCAUUGUGCGGUGAGAGAAGCCAUCCGGGCAGCGAGGAAGGAGUUUGGAAGCUCAGAGCUCACGUUCCAGCUCGACGUCCCUGCGCCAAUGACACAUGUGAAGGAAAUGUGUGGCUUGGACAUCGUGGAUAAGCACCUGGAAAGCCUAUCUGAACAUCAGUAUCGAGCUGCGGCCUGAUGCAAGAUUCCGGUGCCGUCAACCGGAAGGGGCGGUGUGUGCAACGUCGAAUGGUAAAUUGCGUACAUGAUGUUUGAAAUAUUUGUAAUUUUUCAGUGAUGUGCUUGAACGCUUUUCGAAUAAUUCUGGGUUGAGAUUUGUGUUUGUAAUUCCUGACUGAACCUGAAAACAUGUUUGCUUUUUAAAGUGUAAUUAAGAUCGUCUAAAAUAAAAAGGUGCUCGACAAUCAAGCUA